Dermatophagoides pteronyssinus (European house dust mite) is the source of this 2331-nucleotide messenger RNA. Its product is annotated as lysine-specific demethylase 7B-like. NCBI's taxonomy places the organism in Eukaryota, Metazoa, Arthropoda, Arachnida, Sarcoptiformes, Pyroglyphidae. The record is from RefSeq and is a predicted model, not a curated record.
ACAUCAUUUUAUUUAAAAAUUCAUCAAUAAAUUAUUAUCAUCAAGCAAUAUUAUGGCCUUAUGCAUCUGUGGUCAGGGUAUGAGUUCAAAUAAUAAUAAUAAAGAUGGCGUCAUUUUCGGUUCAUCAUCAAUAACAUGCAACAAUUGUCAACGUUUAAUUCAUUUAGAAUGUGCUGAUCUACUAGUCCAUCAAGCUCAAGAAACAUCUAUAUUUUAUUGUCAAAUAUGUCGUCCAUAUACAGGUCCAUCUACAUUGAAAACAAUCACAAAUCAUCAUCGUCAUAAUCGAAAUGCUGAAAAUGCCGAUCAAUUACCUAUACAAACGGGAACACCGGAUUUUAUCAACUACUUAAAACGUUCAACAUCGAUUCCGGAUGCACGAUCAAUGAUCGAUGUGAAACGUAUGCGUGGACAACAAUUAUCAUUGAAAGAAUUAAUUUUAAGCGGUUUUGAUCGACCAAUUAUUGUCGAAUCAAAAAAUGGUUUAGAAAUGUCAAUCGAUCCGCAAUUCAAUCUAUCAACAGCUCAUCAAUACUAUCCCGAAGAUUUGAUAGUCGAUGCAAUCGAAGUUACUCGCCAGAUCAAAGUGAAAACUAAACUAUCUUAUUUAUUGAAUCAAUUUAAACUUAACCAUGACGAACGACAGGAUGUAUAUGCGGUUCGUGUGAUAAUGUCGAAAAAUAUUAAAGGUGAACAAUUUAUACCACCACGGAUUGUACAACGUCUUAGUUGGGUCGAUAUGUAUUGGCCGGAUGUGCCUUUUAAGCCAUUACUAACAAAAUAUUGUUUUCUAUCAAUGCGUAAUGCAUAUAAUGAUUUUCAUAUCGAUAUUGGUGCUGCAUCCGCAUGGUAUCAUAUAAUGAAAGGUGAACAAACAUUCUAUAUGAUUGAACCUAGCAAUGAAAAUCUAGCUCAUUUUGAGAAAUGGAUUAAAUCAGAAAAUCUACAUGAAAUAAUGUUCUAUAGAAAUGCAGAGAAUGUAUUCAAAGUGAAAUUAACAGAAGGCCAAACAAUAUUCAUACCAAAUGGUUGGAUUUAUUCGAUACUCACACAUGAUGAUACUAUUGCAUUUGGUGGCUAUUUUCUACAUAGUUUAAAUAUUGCAAAGCAAUUAUCGAUCAAUGAUUUUCUUAAAUCAUUGGAAAAACCUGGUCUAGAUUUUCCCAGUUAUGAAUUGACCAAUUGGUAUGCUGCACCAAAUAUAUUAAAAUUAGCAAAAGAAAAUCUUAAAAAUCAACCACCUAAACAUCUAUCGAUGGGUAUUGCAGCAUUGAUAGAAAAACUAAGAUUCUGGUUACAGAAAUCUAAAUCAAAACGAUCCACUAAUGAACAACAGCAACAACAACAACAAUUAAUACCUAGAGCUGUUAAUUGUUCAAAAAUUAUACGUGACCUAAAUCGAUGUUUAAGAAAGAAAAAGAAAAUCAAUCAAAACGAUAAUAAAGAUCAAAUCAAAAUUAAAUCAAAAGAUACUAUCGAUCAGCAGCAGCAACAACAACAACAGCAAUCAUCAUCAACACAGCCAUCAACAUUAACAAUGAAUCCAGAGGAAACAAAAAUCAAAGAUUUAGUCGAUACAGCAGAUACAUCAUCAAAUUCAAAUUUAAAAAUUAAAGUUAAUAUGAAACUUGCCCAGGAUGUUAUCAGGAGAUCAAUGGAUGAUCCAUAUGAUUUAAAUAGUGAUCAAAAUGUUGGCAAAGAAUUGUUAUUAUUUCCUAAAUCAAAGAAAAAGAAAAAACGUCAACAUGAUGAUGAAUUGAUUAAAAUAAUUGAAAGUAAAAAACGUGAAGAUGAUGAUUAUAUCUAUAUGGAUCUAGAUACACCUGAAGAUCAUCAACAAAAUAUUGCUAAUGAUAAAAUAUGGAAACCUGGAACAUCAACAACAAUGAAUAGCGGUAUAAGUGUUAAUCGAAAAAAUUUAAAAAAUUCGUCGCAGCAAUCCAAAAUGAUUACGACGACAACAACAACAAUGAUUGGCAAUAUAAAUGCUGCUGAUAUCAUUAAUAGUAGACAACAACAACAGGCAACAAAAAUUGAAAAACAUGGCCAAUCAUCAUCAUCAUCAACAACAAAAUCAGGCACUAUUGAAACAAGAGGAGAAAUUCAUCAUCAUCAUACGCAACAACAAUCGUCAGAAAAAUCAUCAAUAGCAACAGCGAUGAAUAUUUCUUCUUCUAUAAAUAAUAAAAAAUAUAAAAAAGGUCUGGCCACACCGAAACAACGAUUGGCUAAAAAGCUUAAAAUGAUGUCUAUGUAGUAUAUAUAAAUAUAAAGGAAAAUCAUCGAAUUGAAUUGAAUUGAAAAUUAUAAACAACCAAAAAUAAUAAUAUU